Molecule: messenger RNA, 939 nt
Organism: Echinops telfairi (small Madagascar hedgehog)
Lineage: Eukaryota; Metazoa; Chordata; Mammalia; Afrosoricida; Tenrecidae
Product: olfactory receptor 4F15-like
Exons: 1
Coding region: 1-939 (312 amino acids)
Biological process (GO): G protein-coupled receptor signaling pathway
Cellular component (GO): membrane
Molecular function (GO): olfactory receptor activity; G protein-coupled receptor activity
Source: RefSeq, a predicted model, not a curated record
AUGAAAGGAGUUAACUGCUCAGGCGUGUCUGAGUUUGUGCUUCUGGGGCUUUCCAAUUCCUGGGAGACCCAGCUGCUUCUGUUUUGCUUCACUUCUCUCCUCUAUGUGUCCAGUCUGAUGGGAAACCUCCUCGUCGUGGUGACUGUGACUGCUGACUCUUCCUUACACUCCCCCAUGUACUGCCUGCUGGCCAACCUUUCGGUCCUCGACCUGAUAUUUUGUUCGAUUGCAGCACCCAAGAUGAUCUGCGAUCUUUUCAGAAAGAAGAAAGCCAUCUCCUUUGGGGGCUGUAUUUCUCAGAUCUUCUUCAGCCAUGCUGUUGGGGGCGCGGAGAUGGUGCUGCUCAUCGCCAUGGCCUUUGACAGGUAUGUGGCCAUCUGUAAGCCUCUCCACUACCUGAUCAUCAUGAACCCACGGCUGUGCAUUUUGAUUUUAGUACUUUCCUGGACCAUUGGCCUCAUCCACUCUUUGUCUCAGUUGGCUUUUAUUGUAAACUUGCCCUUUUGUGGCCCUAAUGUAUUAGAUAGCUUCUACUGUGACAUACCUCGGCUCAUCAAACUUGCUUGCACAGAUACCUAUAAACUAGAAUUCAUGGUCACUGCUAAUAGUGGCUUCAUUUCUUUAGGUGCCUUUUUCUUGCUUAUCCUCUCUUACAUUUUCCUCCUGACUACUCUGCAGAAACAAUCCUUCGGUGGGUCAUCCAAGGCUGUCUCCACCUUGUCUGCUCACAUUACUGUGGUGGUGUUAUUCUUUGGCCCACUGAUUUUUUUCUAUGUGUGGCCUUCUCCCUCAACACACAUGGAUAAAUUUCUAGCCAUGUUUGAUGCAGUUUUGACACCUUUUCUGAAUCCCGUCAUCUAUACAUUUAGAAACAGGGAGAUGAAGAUGGCAAUGAGGAGAGUGUUUGGCCGACUUGGGGGUUGUAGAAAACUCAUUUAA